Megachile rotundata (alfalfa leafcutting bee) is the source of this 5234-nucleotide messenger RNA. RefSeq lists its product as uncharacterized. Gene Ontology annotation, molecular function: guanyl-nucleotide exchange factor activity; GTPase activator activity. The record is from RefSeq and is a predicted model, not a curated record. Gene Ontology annotation, biological process: signal transduction. NCBI's taxonomy places the organism in Eukaryota, Metazoa, Arthropoda, Insecta, Hymenoptera, Megachilidae.
CUUCGUGCACGUUCGUGCGUCUUCGUUCAACCGCGUGUCGGUGAGACUCGGAUGCGUCCGUUGCCAGACGGAGAUCGCAUCAGUAGGGCGCGCGUGUGUGUGUCGGUAACCGAGCCUCCAGCAUCCCAGCUAUAGUGUUUACGUUGUACGUGUAACCCAGUGUGGACAACCGUUGCUCCGAGAACCAGUACUCGCGUAUUCGAAUGCAUACGAAAAGCACCGUGUACGUGUACGACGCGUCUACGACCUAGUUUCUAAGAUGAUUCGUCGCGAGUGACAAAACCCCAUGGAGCGAUCUUUGACUCGAAUCGAAUCGAAUCCUCGAGGAUAGUUAACGACUUUCGAACGUGUUGUUCGGGGCAGCAGCGUCGCGUACGCUUUCGUAUCGACGGUGUUACGCGUAAAAUUUUCGAAAAACAAACGCGAACAACGAAAGUAGCAAUGACGAGUGAAGGAUGUGUGCGCCGAUCGUGAAAGGAUACGGAACGAGCCUGGACAUGAACGAUCACGAGGCCGUCGUUGAGUCGUGUAGUUUUCAAUCGUGGCUGUCGAGAAUUGCCGCGAUAUGAUCGAGUAAUUUUGCGAACACGUGACACGACCGUUUGCCGCCAUGAACGCAAGGGGAUAAGGAAGGAUUACUAGUCUCGCAGAAUGGAAUUUGGAGGAUACAAAGGUACCGGUCCCCGUGUUAGGGUGCGACGACGCGCGGAAUUAGGUAGACGGCUCACCAGGAGGCUAUCUCUGGUCGCGAAAAUGCCAGCUGCCAUUCUUAGCAAAGCGAACCCACCUGAACCAAGGCCGGUGGAGAUCACGGCGAUCGCUCCUGACAAGACACAGCUCACCUUGGCUGGAGUCUCUCCAGGACCCGUGUCAUCCGUGGUCGCACCCGUACUGCUGAAGUACCGUGUUUGUAGGCCUAGGUUGUUACUAGCUGGUUCCAGAGCCGAGGUCGAUCCUGCAGCCGACGUAGGAUUAUUACACGGCGAGGUUUUACUGAUCGAGGACUCCGGCAGACAGUAUGAUCCGAUAGGAGAUACGGAUCGCAGAUACAGAGCAACGGAGAAGCUUCUGCACGCCGAAGAAGAGUAUCACGAAGCUCUGUGCAGUGCCAAAGAGUUGUACGCUCGACCGUUAGCUCGAAACUAUCCGGAAUUUCACGACGACAUUUUUCAGCCGUUAGCUGAUCUCUCCGCCGUUACCGCCGAACAUUGCCAAAGGAUCCGCACCGCGUUAGAGAAUUGGGACGGCAGUACAUUCAAGUCGAGUGACUUAUUUCCUGGGUCGUUUUGGAACUCUUACUGGGAAUACCUGGAGAGCUAUGGCGAAGCCCGGAGAAUUCUGGACGAGCUUAGGGCAACGGAGGACCCCCUACUGCACUUCCUUAGUCUUAGGCAAGCGGCGGCAAGGCACUCCCCAUCUUCUUUGCUUCUUCUACCGGUCCAGAGGCUGGCCGAAUACGAAAGGUACUUGGGCCAAGAGGCACGAAACCUGGUGGAGAACGGAAACGGAAGCGUCGGAAGUGGCGCCGUUCUCCAGCGCGGUCAACUGGAAGGUGACCUUCAUCGAAUCCAGGAACUAUUUCCUGGCGACAACCUCCGGCUACACGAACGAGAUGUCCUCACUACGAAGAUGAAGAGUCUGAUUCGAAAGAGGAACGGCGGAAAUCCAGGAAGGCUGACGAGAGUGCUGUCGCAAAAGUCGUUGAACGUGUCUAGCAACUCUCCGGCUCCAAAAUCUCCGCCUAGAACCUUCCUCCUGGAAACUCCAGUUCAAUUCACCACGGGUGUACAGUCGCAGGACAGACACCUCUUUCUGUUCUCCGAUUUGUUACUCAUAGCAAAGGCUCGAAGCGGUGGUAAUUACAAACUGAAGCAGUCCGUGAGAAUGAGCGAGCUAUGGCUAACGGCCGGACAUAUAGAAGACGUGGCCGAAACGAGUAAAUCUCAGGAGACCAGCUUCGUCCUCGGCUGGCCGACGACGAACGUCGUCGCCACUUUUAUGACUGCUGCAGCUAGGGAUCUUUGGUGGGGACGUCUGACCGAGCUGGUACGAGAGGAGAGUAUGAAGGAGCCACCGGACACGAACAUUCAAGUCGUGUAUCACGACAGUGACACGAACACGGAAUACUGCAAGACUAUAAUGGUUGGAUCCGAAAUGACGGCGGCAGCUUGCGUCAAUUUAGCCACGCGAUUGUUGGACCUGCAAGGACCGUUUCAACUGUGGGCUAGAACGUCCGCGGACGAGGCACCGUAUCCGUUGAUAGGUCACGAGAGACCUUUCGCCGUGAAAUUAUCCAAUCUGCGGCAUACGCUAUCCGCGGAAGAGGGUUUCGAUUUGGAACAUUGCAACAAGAGUGGCCACGACACCUGUCACUUCAUCCUCAGGCCUGUACCGAAGUCACCGGUCAAGAAGAACAAGUCCAAGAUCACCGGAUUGCUGAGGAGAUCCCUGUCGUUGAACCCCAGUCUGUUUGGAGUCAACUUGUCCAAACUGGACGAGAACGGACUACCUAAACCCGUGUUAGUGAUGCUGCAGCAACUGUUUGCCAAAGGGCCAUUCACGCAGGGAAUCUUCCGAAAAUCUGGGAACGUGAGAAUCGUCAGAGAACUGAGAGAUCAGAUCGAGUCUACCGGUGAUCCCAGUUGUUUGGAGGAUGCUCCUAUUAUCGCGGUGGCAGCUUUGCUCAAGGAAUUCUUGAGGCAUCUGCCGGAUCCCCUUCUCACUUCUCACCUGCUUCCACUGUGGAUGGACAGCUUAGACACGCCAAAUCCUGUCCAAACUAUUAAGAAUAUUUUAGAUAGACUACCCAAAGCGAAUUACACUCUUCUGUCGCACCUGAUAUGCGUGCUGCAUCACGUGGCACGCAGGUCGAAGCACAACUUCAUGUGUGCCAGUAAUCUCGGUAUCUGUUGCGGGCCGAGUUUACUUUGGUCGCCAAAUCCUUCGGUCGAUCAGGGCAAAGUAAUUCCUACAUUGACAGAGAUGCUAAUUCGUCAUUGCGAGGUUCUUUUCGGCGAGGGUGUCACGCAAUUGUUCGGCGAAGAACGCAGCGAUAGCGGAGCCGAAGAGAGUACCGAUAGCCUUCACUCAGGUGGGCUUUCCCUGGACAGCCUGGACCUGACGGAACCACCUCGCAAAGACCACAUGUCUCUUUCGAGAGACUCCGGUCUGACACUGUCGGAUUGUCAGCUGUUCAUUCCAGAAUCUCCGGUGGGCUCCGAGGAUUCUGCCGUGAACGCUUCGACGACGAGCUUCGAUAAGUCGCUCGUCAAGGAGGACAAGUCCACCAGCAAGUCGUACAUUCGCGUCUACGGUGGUUGGGAAGAGAGAAUAAACGGUUACACCGCGACCAAUCAUCACGCGAACAGUAUCGAGCACGGCUUCAGGGAAGAGAAGAACGGUAUUGGUUACCCGAAUCCAAAUUUUCAGAGGCAAGACUGGCUGAGAGCUCAGCUGAAGAGGACACCUCGAACGAAGCUCGACGAACACGAUCAUCGCAAGGACAGGUUCGACGAGAAAGACAUCUACAGCAGGGAAUACCUCAGGCAGGACUCGAUGAAGGAAAACGUGGAGAAUUGUAAGGACAUUUACAGGAACUCGCAGCUGGACAUCACGCGAGAUCUCAGGUCGGAGUACGAGAGAGCGACGCAACAGGAUAUCUGUACGGAACGGGUCUCGAUUCAUAAUUCGGAACAGGAUCUGGCGGGCGACUCGUCUCUGUCCAGCGACCGAUACGAGUUCAAGAAGGAACGCUUCAACGAGUUCAAAAAGGUCAAGUCGGAAAUGUAUGUUAAUCGGGAAUCUCCUGUCUCGCAGAACGGUAGCUACCACUCGGGCAGCGAUCUGUACGAGUUCAAGAAAGUGAAGAGCGAGAUAUACGUGAACAAAGAGUCGACGCGCACGGAGAGAUACGAAUCUGAAAGUAGUAUCUAUGGUAAUAGGGAGAGAACGAACGAGAUGUACAGCGCAAGAGAGAGAAACGAUCUGUACUCGUUCAAGCAAGCCGAGGCGAUCGAUUUGUACGGCGACGAGGACGAGGACGAGGAGAGAACUUGGCCGGAUACACCGCCACCGCUUCCUCCACGACUGAGGCAUCUGCCACCGGUGCACAUGAAUCUGGAAGACAGACACAAAGUGGCCGGAAGGUCAAGGUCUCUGCCGCCGCCGCCUCCUUAUCGUCCACCUCCUCAACCUCGUGCUUCGGUUACCACGAGACAUCUAGGAUACGGAAGAUCCGUCGUUGAUGACGAGAGUUACGUUUAAAACAAGGUGCCACGAAACGAAUGUGUCCGCGCGCCUUCGACGAAAUCAAAGAACCGAUAAGUCGCAGGUUCGAGGUCAUCGUGUGUACGCGUUGGCUCGCGUACACGCGUGGUCUCGUUACGACUGAAACUAGUCCAAAACUGGGAACGCACGUGCGAUAUAUCAGCAACAAUAUAUAGCGACAUGUAGAGUAUCUAAUUACGUCGUCAACGAGGAACGUUAUGACCCAACAAAUCCGAGGAGAGAAAUUUAUAUAAAAGAAAAAUAAUUGUACGCGUAAAAUAGUAAAGUCAAGGAAAACGCUAUUCGUUGUUGGUGAUUCUCUUUAGCGAUAAAUUUGACUGUUAUAUAGUGAUUCAGGGUGCUUCCACGAGCCUUAAUUAUUAGGUUUCUUUUCUUCCCUUUUUUCUAAUUAGACGUUCAUAUAGAAUUAUUAUUGUUAAGUAUAUAGACUGUAGCGGACAAGACUUAUGUCGAAAUGAUAUUAUUCGUAAUCGUUUUCUUACGCGGGAAAUAUUUGUAAAAAUGAUACAAUGUAACGUGUGUAAACUGCGCGUCGAACCGAUACGAUGAAAAAAAAGAUCUCCGUGGACAUUCGAGGAAAAAUGUUGCAGUGUAACGAAGUCGUUUAGCAUUCAAUAUUCGCGGAACGAAUAACCUAUAAUAAAAUGCAAAUUUGAUUGCAACCACGCCGAGAAAAGGGAGAUAUUCGUUUCCAUUCGUUGUCUCCCGCGUCAUCUUUAAAUACGUUCACGUAGCCAAGCGCACAUCUCUCAAUCGAAAUGUCUCGGAAUUUCAAGAUCGUUCCACGUUCGAAGACUCGUUUCGAGCAACAAAACAGCGUCAACUGCCCCCAUCGCGUUUUAUCAAGUUCCCCUCUCCAUUCUCUGUAUAUUCGUAUUUCAUUUCCUUUAUAAUUUCUAUCAGGAAAUUGGUACAUCGUGGAAUAAACAUGACAAUUAAUAACUCGU